AUUUUUCCCAUUUGUUUUGUUAUUACUUUUAUACACAAUCCACGUUAUAUUCCGCUGCAUUUAAAUCCUUCGUUUAUUAAUAAUUCGACAAAUGUCUGCCGAUAUUCAAAUAACAAACAUAAAGGAACUCCUCACCGAAAUGGUAGUUCCAGCCCAUCGUCCCAACGUUAACAUAAUUCCAGAUCACAUCACAAUGUUGCAUGGCACCAAGAGUAAAAAGCAGCUUAAUCGGAAGAGAAAAACCAACAAAAGCACAACUCUAAACCGGCGUGAGUUCCAGCAACUUGGACUCCACACACUACCCACAAAACUCUUAAAAUACAAAGAUGUCCUACCUCUGAAUAAACUCUGGAAAGGCUACAUCAAAGAGCAUUUGAAUUUAAAGAAUGGUGACACCAUUCCCGAGGUAUAUGAGCCAAACUAUGAUGCAUUUAGCAAACUUCUAGUAAAGUCUGACCUGCAUGGUGCUAAGAUAUCGGUCACUCAGUCGAAAUGUCCAAGUUUAAUUGGACUUGAAGGAAUUGUUGUGCUCGACACAAAAAAUGUCCUGAAGAUCGUCGGCGAAGAUAAUAAACUGCGAACGAUACCGAAGAGUGAAUGUGUGUUUGGAAUGCGGUUGGGAAAUAUCACAUUCACCUUGUUUGGAAAACAUUUGAAUAUCAGAUCUGCCGAGCGAUCGGUUAAGAAAAUCAAAAACUUCAUUGAACCGGAUUUGUAGGUAUAAAUAAUAAGAAUAAUAAUAAAAAUAUUUUGUUAAACAAA
Molecule: messenger RNA, 762 nt
Organism: Eupeodes corollae
Lineage: Eukaryota; Metazoa; Arthropoda; Insecta; Diptera; Syrphidae
Gene: Pop4
Product: ribonuclease P protein subunit p29
Exons: 1
Coding region: 92-718 (208 amino acids)
Biological process (GO): tRNA 5'-leader removal; rRNA processing
Cellular component (GO): ribonuclease MRP complex; ribonuclease P complex
Molecular function (GO): ribonuclease P RNA binding
Source: RefSeq, a predicted model, not a curated record